GCUGUCACUCUACGGCUCGACUCCAGACAGGCAACACCGUCGCAGAUCAACAAUAUAGGAAAGCAACGAAUAUUACACCUUCGUUACAAGUCGUUAUAUCAAACAGUUCGAAAUAUAAUCCAAAUCGAGAUGGAUCCGACUGAAUCCAAAAAGUGGCCGUUACUGACUGACAUAAAAAGCGAAGAGACAUGUAGAGAUUGGGUAGGAAAUUUUCAAGUGCUCAUGGCGAACAUGGCCAAAGAAAAGUUACAAGGCGAGACGGAAAUCAAGACGGAAAUCAAGACAGAAGCUACAAUCAAAACAGAGGAAACAAGAAGACAGGAGGAUGUACCGAGACAAAGUCCUGCGAGCAAUGCCGAGGUUGCAGUGCCAACUCUACGAAAUACCGAAGGGCAGAUGCGAUAUGGACAGGAUCGUGUACCGAUACAAAUUCCCACGAGCAAUGCUGGGCUCGUAAUACCAAAUGUACAAAAUUCUGAAGGACUGAUGCGAUUUGGACCGGAGGGUACACCGAUACAAAUCCGCGCAAGCCAUUCUGGGGCUGUUAUGCCAAAUAUACAAAAUACUCAUGGGCAGAGGCGAUAUAGACAGGAGGGUGCAUCGAUGCAAAAUCCCGCAUACAAUCCUGGGUUUGUUGAGCCAAGUGUACAAGAUAUUCAAAGAUACAUACUACAUGCACAGGAGAAUAUGCCGAUGCAAAAUCCCGCGUAUAAUCCUGGGUUCGUUGAGCCAAAUGUACAAGAUAUUCAAAGGCACAUACUACAUGCACAGGAGAAUAUGAUGAUUCAAAAUCCCGCACAUAAUCCUAGGUUUGUUGCGCCAAGUGUACAAGAUAUUCAAAGGCACAUACUACAUGCGCAGGAGAAUAUUCUGAUUCAAAAUCCCGCACAUAAUCCUAGGUUUGUUGCGCCAAGUGUACAAGAUAUUCAAAGGCACAUACCACAUGCACAGGAGAAUAUGCCGAUGCAAAAUCCCGCAUACAAUCCUGGGUUUGUUGAGCCAAAUGUACACGAUCUUCACGGGCGCAUACCAACUGGACACGGGGGUAUACCGAUCAUGCAACAUGUACCGCAGUCUAGAGCGGCUCUUAUGGCAAGCCUGCAAAAUUUUCAAUGUCUGAUGCAAGCAAGCAACGAAAGGAUGUACCGUCGGGAUCGGAGGAGUCGUAACUAUUACGAUGAUGUAGAUGUGACGGUGGUCUCUUCGACAAUGGACGACUAACAAAACCACAAUCAAGCAUAGAAUACCCGCGCGUAUUCCAUACAACAAUAAAAAAGAUCAGUUUUUAUAAGCAAUGUAAUUUGACAAGUCAGCAUCCCAAGUAAUUUUUAUAGUGACACCAUCAUUGAUUAACUUAACGACAUAUAGUUUAUUGUGAAUUAAAUUUUUUUUUAAAUAUUAUAAAA
Molecule: messenger RNA, 1406 nt
Organism: Trichogramma pretiosum
Lineage: Eukaryota; Metazoa; Arthropoda; Insecta; Hymenoptera; Trichogrammatidae
Exons: 2
Coding region: 130-1221 (363 amino acids)
Source: RefSeq, a predicted model, not a curated record